AUAUUCACCCUUCCUUAUUCUCAAAUGUUGCCAUUUUCCCUCCCCUCUAUGAAUUGAAACGUCGUUGAAACGGUCUGCUUUUCUCCAAAUUUUGCUCAUCCUCCUCCCUCUUUGCGAAACUAGGGUUUAUUGAAUCACAUGUCGUGGGAGGAGGAGAUUGUGUUGCGCGAUGUGUCUAAUGCGGGCAUUGUCGUUGGCGACCGCAUUGGUCGGGAACUCGUGGCGCAGCCGGACCUUGAGGAUGCUCUUGAAGCUUCGAGAUACGCCAGUCACCCGUACUCUACUCAUCCCAGGGAGGUAGGUUGGGUGUUUACAGUCAUGAACCCAAUAGAUGAUAUAAGUCAUAUGACAUCCUAAGAUUAAAGACCUCACCACUUAUCAAAACGCCAAAGAAACAAAGUAUUAUCCACAGAUGCCCAAGCCCUGCGUAUCUCUGGAAAUAUUCCGCAUAGAGCAGUUCCCUCUCCACCAGCUGCAUUGUAUCUUUCAAUAAGCACAGGAGGCAAUUCCCAAGAAUCUUCCACCUCAACUAAAGGAGGCCACUGCAUUGGAAUAUAAACCACAUAUUAAU
Messenger RNA from Rubroshorea leprosula, 571 nucleotides. Lineage: Eukaryota; Viridiplantae; Streptophyta; Magnoliopsida; Malvales; Dipterocarpaceae. The record is from the annotation of a GenBank genome assembly.